UCCAGCGUUACACCGGGAGCUGUCAAGUGGAACCAUUGACAACAGGAGACUCUCCCCUGUUACCUGUGCUUCCUAUAGGAUGGCCCAGGCAGACAGUAAGGUGCUGGUGCUGGGAGCGUUGGCCGGGGUGGCUGGCGUCAGUUUGGCUGUGGCGUGGUACAAAGGCUAUAAAUCUAAACGAAGAGCCUCAAUGCCAGCGUACUACCUCAACUGCACUAAUGAGCGGGCCGGUAACCUCAUGUUCGUAGAUAGUCCAAGUCUGGCUCCGGGCCAGGCAGAGGUUCUGGACCGGCUUGAAGCACUGAUCCAGUGUGUGUCCGAGCUGAAGGAUGAGAUGAAGGCGCUGAAGAACGCUCUGCCAACCCUGCAGGACCAAGUCAGGGAGGAGCUGAGGGGACGUGAGCGCGCAGAAGCUCGUCGUGUAAGUCCUCUUCACAGAACAACACCGACAAGACGGAAAAGACCCGCUGGAAUCGUGAGUGGGAGCAGAAGUGGAGGUCGGAGUUCAGAGGAAGCAGAGAGCGAGGGAGGGUAUAUCACUGCACUGACUGACUCUGACGAAGAAGAGCUGAGUGAUGCAGAACAGAGGGAUGAAGAACAACCUGCAGACAAACUAUCCAUCCUCCUGGAGAGGAUCGACCGUUUACACCAAGGCACUGAUUCCGACAAACGAGAAAGCCUCAGCAUCCUUUUAGAGCAGCAAGAGGAGUUUGGACAGAACUCCACCUUCCUUUGGCGGCUAAUUCGAGCUUACUGCGACCUUCACGAUGCCAGCUCCACAACAGAAGAGAAGAAGACCCAUGCAGAAACUGGGAAAAGAGUCGGUGAAGAGGCAGUGAGGCUGAACCCUACAUGUGCUGAAAGUCAUCAGUGGUACGCCAUCAUGUGUGGAAUCAUGGCAGAGUACGACACUGUACAGAACAAGAUCAAGAACGGGUACAUCUUCAAGGAUCAUCUGGAUAAAGCCAUUGAGCUGAACCCACAAGACCCCUUGUCCUACUACCUGCUGGGCCGCUGGUGCUACGCUGUGGCUCAGUUGUCAUGGCUUGAGAGAAAAGUUGCUGCCACGUUAUUCGGAGAACCACCGAGCGCCACAGUCGAAGAUGCACUGAAAAAUUUCCUUAAGGUUGAAGAGAUCCAUCCAGGAUAUUCCAAACUCAACUAUGUGUUCCUAGCCAAGUGCUACAAAGACCUCGGGCAAAGGGAUAAAGCACGGAAGAUGUGCGAAGCUGCUUGUUCAAUGAACGCCAUCGCCAAAGAGGCUGACGAGGCGCAGAAGGAGCUGGACGUACUUUGCCCGUUGCUUGGAGUGUGAUGCCACCCCAGCUAUAACACAUUUUGGAAAGUUAUUUUCCAUGUGCUGCAGGCAGUGUGUGUGUUGAGAUCCCUGAGUUUAAUUCACUCUGUGAGUGGUGGGGUUUUAUGUCAUCAUGGAAGCAACAGGCGGCCACAGUCUGAACCAUCCUUCAGCUUUAGAAAUCGGACCCGUAGACUAACUUACAUAGCGGAAAACAAACUCUAUGUGUAUCAUUAUUUAUUUGUAUCAUUACAGAUUCCUCACUCAACAAAUUCUCAAGUUUGCUGUUAUCAAGAGAAAUCAGAUGAAUGUCCUGUAAACUGUGUGAUUGCUCGUGUGUAUAUUCAUCUUCUCAGACGUCUGAUUGCUCCGAUAGCGAAUGAAUCUCCCGUGUGUUUCAAGGAUACCAAGUUUCCUCGACAACAAAGAUGUCUCACUUUUUAGGAAAUUGACCCACAGGACUUGUCGUUCUUUCGUGUUCCCAUCCGGUUUCUGUUGUGUCUCCGACCAGACAUCCAAGUGGGAAUAACAAAAGCACAUCAGACAAAGGCGCACCCAAACAAAGAUCUUGGAAUGCCGUGACCACUGGAUGACCUUGUGCCCUCUUCACGUUGUCCUCAUUUCGUCUCCGUUCGACUGCAUUUACAUGUUCACAGAUUUAAGGAGUGAAUAUUUCCCACACAUUUGAUUGUGCAAUCAAAACGCAUGUUAUCUUUUUAAAAUGUUUUUACAAUCUCCAGUGUGAGGGAUGAUUUAUUGCAGUUGUUUGCUUUGGCAUCCGUCGUUCCAUUGAAGCCUCUCAUUUAUCUCUUUUUACUCAGGUCCUGUGACAGUAAUGUCACUUCAAUACAACUGCAGUUUAUCAAAUGAAACAUUAUAAAAACAUAUCACGCAGACACAUGACAAAUUAAAGGAAAACUAAUAUAAACUGUCCCAGAUAUCUGUAUCCUGCAUUUAUCCAAAAAACACUCCAUCAUCAGACCAGUUCCCAAACCAGAAAUAACCUUUAACCUCUGCUCAUUUAUGAUUUCCAAGGUGUGUUAUGAAUGCACAUGAACAGAGAUAUGUGCAAUCAGAACAACAAAACAUGUUCAAAGAAAUGAACCCAAUCCUGUCCAAAGUACCACAAAUUUUUCUAUCUUAUUAACAGUCACUUUUAGAGAAAACAUAGUCAUGGUCAGAAGUUUUAACAGUGAUACAAAUUGAGUCUUUGAUAAAUGUAAUUUAUUUGGCAGUUACAGUCAUUGAAACUUAGAAAAUGUGUAUAAUUCUUGUAUCUCAGUUUACCUUAGACACUCAUCCAAAGAAAAUUGUUAAAAUAGCAUCAGCAAUGUUUGCAAAAAUGGAAUUUCUGUCACUGCCAUCACUUUACUGUUCAUUCAUUCAUUCAUUCGCUCGUUCAUUCAUUCAUUCAUUCAUUCAUUCAGUUUUUGUUUUUUUUUAACCCACCACCAACUUAUUCAUCAAUAUUAAUUCAAGAGUGGAUUCAGAAGACUGUUCCACAUCAGCACAAGCCAUAUUGGUUGUUCAGAAAAUACCUUCAACUCCACUCCUGUGCCAUCAAAUCAAAGCUGCCCUCAGAGAAAUAUUGGCAAAUUUUGCAGAUCAUUAGGAGCAGAGCCAAUGAAUCUGACAAAGCAAACGAAACAUGAACGUGAGGAUCCAUAACCGCUUUUAGGUGCCAAAUAGAUUGAAAUCUGGUGACGAUGAAGGCCAUAGCAUAUGAUUCACAUCGCUUUCAUCUUAAUCAACCCAUUCAGUGAGCCGUCAUGUCCUGCAGAUGGUACAUUAUUUACCCCCCCCCCCCCCCCCCCCCCCCCCCGGUUUUUUUCCUUUAAUUUGUCAUGUGUCUGUAGAACCACAUACAUACUCGUUCUUUUACUCACCGUAAAACUCACCACUAUGCUCUUUAUUUUUCACACUUAGACAAAAGGAAAAUGUCCUCCAGCUACUGUUGUCUUUUGAACAUUUGCUGGGUGAUUAUAAAGUUCAACAGAGAACCCUCAUACGCUUCACUUUUGCAUUUAAUGUGGUUGUUCUGCACCCAAGCAAAACCACUUUACUUACUUUACAGUGAAUGUGGCUUGUAGAUGACUAGAUUACUGGUUUUGUUCAAGCCAACAUGAGUUAAAAAAACACCUUUGUUCCUUUAUUCACAUGAGCCACCAUAUUUUUAUUUAUUUUUUUGCACAUACUGACAAAGGAGGGAGUGUUUUUUUUUACAUAUUAAAACCCUAUUAAAUCAGCCUUAUUGGUGUAAAUGCAGUCACUGAGGGGUAAUGAUGGACUGUCGGUACAGUCUCAAAGCUUUGACAUGAUGUAAUAACGUGCACAACUGCAUUCUUGGGUUGUUCCCAUGCUGCAGAUCUGCAUGACUUGACCGAAGCCAUGACCAUCCCAUGCAUUCCCUAAUUAAUUCAUUCACGUGCAUUAAUGUUUUUACCAUGGGAUGCAUUUUUGCAUAAUUUAUGAAACCAAAAACUGUUUACUUUUAGAUUUGUAUAACAUUUAAAUCAGUUUAUCGUGUAUUUUAAAGCUAUGUUCCUGAACUGUCAUUUGCCACUUUACAGAUUUUUCUAUCAGCACUAUGAAUGUAUUGUGUGUUUAUAAUUUUUUUUUUUUUUUUUGGGUUUUUGUUUUAAUCGGAAAGCCAGGAUAUUCAUCAUGGUUAUGUCAGAUUUAAUACACUACAUAGAAAUUAUACUGUAAAAUAUCAUAGCCUGUAUGAUGGAAUAAAGAUACUGGAGUCUAUAAUUAAAUUUCUGCAAUCCUAA
Molecule: messenger RNA, 4071 nt
Organism: Sphaeramia orbicularis (orbiculate cardinalfish)
Lineage: Eukaryota; Metazoa; Chordata; Actinopteri; Kurtiformes; Apogonidae
Gene: rmdn2
Product: regulator of microtubule dynamics 2
Exons: 11
Coding region: 80-1315 (411 amino acids)
Cellular component (GO): mitotic spindle pole; mitochondrion; cytoplasm
Molecular function (GO): microtubule binding
Source: RefSeq, a predicted model, not a curated record